AUGCCCUGCAUAACCAAGUGCGAGCCUAUGGAUGCAGUCUCACCCACCACAGAGGCCCAUAACAGUGAAGCUUCCUCGGCUGUAAAUCCUGAGACAAAGCGCCAAACGACGCAGAACAUCAAUGAAGACCGCAAGCCAACCCCUCCGCUGCUCGAUCCAGACAUUCGACUCCCAUUGGAGAUGAAAUUUGUGUCGCAGCCAAAUCGAGGCUCUGGUGAAAAACCUGCCUUGCGCGCUACCUGCGAUAUCUCAGCAGGUCACAUUUGGGGACCUUAUCGGAUCGCUCGACUGUUUCGAAGUACAAGUCCGUCCAGCGAAUGCAACACUACCUCAUCUCACAGACAGAUCACCGUUCUAACUGGAAACGCCUGUGAUUUAAUUGUUCAAGUGAAUGAGGAGAACGCCUGGAUUAAACUACUUCAAGAGCCAGCCGUAACUGACGCCUCAAAUGUGGAGAUUAUUUUAGAAAUUGUACCCGAGACAAUAAGUGUGGUCUCACUCACCAACAUCGCGUCGGGCAGCCAAAUCCGGGGUGCAAUUAAACUGGUCCCUCCUAAUUCAUCUGGAGCCGCUAAGAGUGAAUCGCCCUCACCACCAGUAGUCAACCCGAGUUAUGGUGGAGCCCCAGCAGGUGUAACCGCGACCACGACCACGGGUGGUCCAAAGAGGGAUAAAAAGUGCCUUUACUGUGGCAUCUUCUUCUCCAGUUUGGACACCCUCACUGCUCACAUGACUAACUACUGUUCGCGACGUCCUCACCUCCCUACACCGCCCACUGGGCCGUCCACAAGCGGCAGCGGCAACAGUGGUGGUGUUGGGGCUACCUCGUCGACUCCUGACAAAAGUGCUGUUAGUGUUGCUGAACCCGGUGACUCAGGAGUCAGUGAGCCCACGACCUCACAAACUUCAGCCUUCUCCUGGCCAAGCCGAAGCACUCCAGGAAAGCGUUUAAACGGACUAGCUAACCCGCACUCCCCACACAAUACCAGCCGGUCGACUCCCUGUGGCAGUGUUGGUGGUGCCGGCAACAGCGGACGCAGCGGUGUCUCUCCUCCUGGCCUACCCCGUCCUCCUCCAGAUCUGAGCAGUGUUCUUGCUGCUGCAGCUGUUGCCAACAAUGCUGAUCCCCUCGUCACCUUCGCUGCCACCCUAGCUUCCCUUAGUCGAUGCAGAGCCCCACCAGUGACGGCAGAACAGCAAGCUCAUCAACUUCACCUCUCGGCUGAGGAGAAGUCUCGUGCUCUCUACUGUCGUGGAUGUCAGCGUUUCUACUCAAAUUCCAUUUUCUCCUUCCACGUGGGAAUCAGUCGACACUUGAACAGGCUCGCUGCAGAAGGCAGCACUGACGUGGGUCACCUGGCCGACGCAGCAAAGCGCCUUGGUCUAGUGAUGACCGCUCCCCUCAUUACAGAUGCAGGAUUUGUCUAUGUACCAGUGCAUCCGAUCUGCGGUGGAGGUGGAAGUGGCAGUGCAAGUGGGACGGGAAGGGGAGAAAGCGGUGGAAGCGGAGUGCGAGCUCCACUCGACCUUCGAACUGCAAAGUCGACAGGAGAGGAGACAGCAGCAGUGGUGGCAGCGGAAGAGACAGGAUCUGCGCCCACGAUACCUCAGCAGAAUGCAACAAACAGCCUUCUUGCAACAAUUAUCUCGGGUUUGGUGAGCGGAGGCUUGAGUCCUCCAGGGCCACCGCCACCCCCACCACCUCCGCCACCACCACCACCGCCGGUUCCACCUCCAAACUGGUGGUUUGGAGGAAAAUUGCCAGAUGCAGCAGCCUUGGAAGCCUUUUUACAAGCUGUGGCGUCGGGACAGUCGCACCACCUCAGUACAACAGCAGAUAUUGCCAGAACUUCCACUGAAGGAUCCACUGUUGAGGUACAGAGACCCUAUCUCUGCACCAAUUGUCAAACUCGCUUCCAGGCCUACACCACUUUCAAGGCACAUCAACAGUACUACUGCCAAGGGCGUCGCAAGGGGAGCAUGACGUCUGAGAACACAGCCACUUUUCACAGCAAUACAGCUUCGUCCACUCCGCAGAGCACAAAAUCUUCGACAAGUUCAGAGCAUUCACAUUCACCAAAAAGACGACGUCUGACAGAGGUUGACAGCUGUCCAAUGACGCUGUGUAUGAAGCCCACCUCGCCACUCUCACAAGGCGACAGCAGUGAAACCUCCCCCUCCUCUCGAUCUUUAAACGGAGAUUGGGAGCAUGUAGGAGGAAGCUCUGAGUUGCGGUGUCGCCUGUGUGGUUAUAUCGGUCAGACUACGCGGGGUAUGAAAAUGCACAACCGCCUGCACGAGUGUACCGCUGCCUCAAACACCAACUCAAGCAUUCGGACAAAGCCACAGAAACCGUCCAGCCCCAAAUCGCCAAACACCUCGGCAGAACCCAACUCAAGUCCGCCCCAAAGCUUUCCGACCCAACCACUGUGCUAA
Hydatigera taeniaeformis is the source of this 2436-nucleotide messenger RNA. Lineage: Eukaryota; Metazoa; Platyhelminthes; Cestoda; Cyclophyllidea; Taeniidae. The record is from the annotation of a GenBank genome assembly.